Messenger RNA from Umbelopsis ramanniana AG, 1426 nucleotides. RefSeq lists its product as uncharacterized. Lineage: Eukaryota; Fungi; Mucoromycota; Umbelopsidomycetes; Umbelopsidales; Umbelopsidaceae. The record is from RefSeq and is a predicted model, not a curated record. Gene Ontology annotation, biological process: transmembrane transport. The coding region runs from base 169 to 1164 and encodes 331 amino acids. The transcript is spliced from 2 exons. Gene Ontology annotation, molecular function: transmembrane transporter activity. Gene Ontology annotation, cellular component: membrane.
AUUCUGAAAUGGGAUUAAAAAGAAAUAAUCUGAAACUCAGUCCCGACUUUGGCCCAUCAAAAGUCUUCCAAGACAUAAUUUUUACCAAACCUAUAAAGAGGCGAACCUACAUCUCCUUGUUUUCAAAUUAUUCCUCUAUCUUAACCUCCUCUUCCCCUUCUGGCUAAAAUGUCGACUCCUCAAUCCCCGUCUAUCUAUAACGUCGAACAAGAGCAGUUGGACCAAGCCGCUUACAAGUUGGCCUCCUUGGAAAAGCUCGAUAAGAGCGGUGCUGGAUACUGGAACUGGUUCACCGUCCGUACUCUCCUUACCUCUGGUGCUGGUUUCUUCACCGAUUCUUACGAUGUCUUCAUCAUCAACUUGGUCACCCCCAUGCUUGGAUAUGUCUACUACUCCUCCAACAACAACAAGAUGCCUGCCAACAUUGAAGGUGUCCUCAAGGGUAUGUCCAGUGUCGGUACCAUGUUCGGUCAGCUCUUCUUCGGUUUCUGUGGUGAUAUCUUCGGUCGCAAAAUCUACGGUUUCGAACUUCUUAUUAUUAUUCUCGGUACUAUCAACUGUGCUACUUCUGCUUCUGCCGUUCGCGGUGUCUCCGUCAUUGGUUUCCUUGGUUUCUGGCGUUUGAUUCUUGGUUUCGGUAUUGGUGGUGAUUAUCCCAUGUCUGCUACUAUCACUUCUGAGUGGUCCUCUGCUGGCCGUCGUGGUAUGAUGAUGGCUUUGAUUUUCUCCAUGCAAGGUAUUGGUAACUUGGCCGCUUCUAUCGUUACUCUCAUCGUCUUGGCUUGCUUCAAGACUGCCGUCAACAACGACGUUAUGGCUCUCGAUUAUGUCUGGCGUAUCUGUAUUGGUCUUGGCUGCGUUCCCGCUGUCGGUACCAUCUAUCUCAGAUUCACCAUGCCCGAGUCUCCUCGUUACGCCUUGAACGUCCAACACGAUGCUGAAGCUGCUGCUGCUGCCAAGGGACAACAUGCCUCCGAUGAAUUGGUUCAACAAACUACCCGCGUUGAAAGACAAGAACGUAACCACUGGGCUGAAUUCCGUGCCUAUUUCGGUCAAUGGAAGAACUUCAAGCUUCUUUUCGGAACUGCUUCCACUUGGUUCCUCAUCGAUAUCGCUUUCUACGGUCUUGGUCUCAACAACAGCAUCAUUCUCAAUGCUCAUUGAGAAGAUGGGUCGUCGCACCAUUCAGCUUAUGGGUUUCACAGUCUGCGCCGUUUUGUUUGCCGUCCUUGGUGGUGCUUACCAUCAGCUUUUGAACAGCUCCAUGCCUGGUUUCAUUGUUAUCUUCACUCUUGCCCAACUUUUCCAAAACUGGGGUGCCAACGCUACUACCUUCAUUAUUCCUGGUGAAGUCUUCCCUACUAAAGUUCGUGCUUCUGCUCACGGUAUCUCUGCUGCCUGCGGUAAGGCCGGUGCUAUUCUUGCU